AUGUCUGACUUCCAGUACAAUUUCCCCAAGUUGGUGUAUCUGAGCCGUGGCGCGCAGCUCAUUCUCACAUUGAUUGAGGUAAAUUCGGCUGGUGAAAAAAAUAAAUAGUUAUUCCAUUUAUUUUUUGACCUCCGUCCAAAUGUAGGGUCGCGUUCAAAUUCGAAGCUGUCUCAGCAAUGUAGUCAAUUUUCCUUUGAAAAAAGCGAUGGACGCAAGUUUUCUGUGGUGGCUUCGUGCGAUCGCGACGCAGCUUCUGGCGGGAAAUACGAAUUCAAACUUGAGCGAAGAAAUCACUAGGGAAACUGCAACUUUCCGUAUUUUUUUUCCAACAACUAAAGUUAAAAAAAGAAAAUAAAAUUACUGAAAGAAUAUUAGAAAAAGAAAAAAAUUUAUUUUUUGCCAGAAGCUGCCGGCGAUCGCAGCAAGUCCCUCCGGAAUAAGUUUCUUAGUCGCUUUGGAGUUGGAAAAAAAUUGACUUCAUCUCUCGUUUCAGUCAUAUACUGUGGUUGAUGUAGCCCAGAUUUUAAAGGGCUGAACCGAAAAUGGGCUUUGAUUAACUAGUUGUCGGAAUGUGUAAUCACAAAAGUUAAGGAUUUUUCGUCGUGUUUUUCUGUACUACACCUACGUUAAAAAGAAUGGAUGGUGAAAUUUUGCUAAAAGCUGUGAGGGACUCCAGAAUUUAGAAGCUCCACAGACAAAAAAAAAUAACGUUUAGAAACUAAUCAAGAAUUCUUACUGAACUUCACUAAAACGAGUUUCAAAACCGUCGUUCAGGCGCUGAUUCUGUUCUCAGGAAGUCUUAAUCUGUCUUCCAUCGCCACUAUCCUCUUCCUAGCGGUGCUGAUCGUCGAUCUUUACAUCUUGAUAGAAAGAAUGUUAGUAAAAAAGCAUAGCUUUUUUCAGUUCCUGGUUGAUCUUUUAUUCGAACUUUGCUGGAAGGUUCUUUAAAAUCCCCUAAUUCCGAGAAAAAAAAAAUCUUGUGAGGGUUCUUGUUUCCGAGUUCUGACGCUAUCAAGUUUUCAAAAAACAACUGUUCUAAUAUCAGAACUUGAAGGAAUAUGUAAAGUGAGAAACUUUUUCUGGUUCUACCGUAACUUCCAGCCAAGUUCCACUAAAGUUCAAAUAGAGGAUAAAGAAAUUCCCCUGUCGGGUGUUAAUUCAAAACUUUUCCUCAGCUCAAACAAUACCGACGGCCGUUAUGACUUACGGCAGAUCAACGUUGUCAACUCAAUGGAUCUGCGAAUACGCUAUAUCAUUGGCAAGCCUAGUUUUCGAGAUGCAACUUUAAAGUUUCAGUGGUUUUCUACCCUGUCGUUGCCGCCGUCUUCCUCUACUUCAGCGUCUAUAAUAGCCGUCUGUUCUCGACGUGCGCCUUUGCCCAUUCUUCGGCCGCCGUUUUCCUGCUGCUCGUCGAGUUCUACGAAGUCCUUUAUCGUUCUAGAACCUAUCACUCGCAAUCCAUUUGA
Messenger RNA from Caenorhabditis auriculariae, 1466 nucleotides. The record is from the annotation of a GenBank genome assembly. NCBI's taxonomy places the organism in Eukaryota, Metazoa, Nematoda, Chromadorea, Rhabditida, Rhabditidae.